CUGCUCGUCUUCUUCUCUUCCGAGGAGCCUCACCACAUUUUUUUUCCCCCCGUGCCGGCGGCGGAGUGGCGGCGGGACGGUGGACGCGCUGGUCGGACACGCUGGACGCGGAGGGUCCGCUCGGCAGGGGGCAGCAGGCAGACGCCGUCUUCUUGGUCUGCGGCUUCAACUCCAUGGAACCAGCCUUCGGCGAGGUGAACCAGCUGGGCGGCGUGUUCGUCAACGGCCGCCCGCUGCCCAACGCCAUCCGGCUGCGCAUCGUGGAGCUGGCGCAGCUGGGCAUCCGUCCGUGCGACAUCAGCCGGCAGCUGCGCGUCUCGCACGGCUGCGUCAGCAAGAUCCUGGCGCGCUACAACGAGACGGGCUCCAUCCUGCCGGGCGCCAUCGGGGGCAGCAAGCCGCGCGUCACCACGCCCACCGUGGUCAAGCACAUACGGACGUACAAGCAGCGCGACCCGGGGAUUUUUGCCUGGGAGAUCCGGGACCGGCUGCUCGCCGACGGCGUGUGCGACAAGUUCAACCUGCCCUCCGUCAGCUCCAUCAGCCGGAUCUUGCGCAACAAGAUCGGGAACUUGGCCCAGCAGAGUCCCUACGAGGCCGGCAAGGCGCCUCCGCACCCGGCAACGCAGCCCGCGCUGCCUUACAACCACUUGUACUCGUACCCGAGCUCCAAGGUGCCCACGGCCGCUGGAAUGCACACCCUCCCCGGACACAUGGCCAUGCACCGGAUAUGGCCCUCGUCGCACUCCGUCACAGAUAUUCUGGGGAUCCGCUCCAUCACAGAGCAGCAAAACGCGGAGUGGCUCGCCCACAGCGAGCAGCUGUGUCACGGCGCCCAGCAUCCCGGUCUACCGGGGGCCCACCCCGGUGCCGGUGCCCACCCCGGUGCCAGUGCCAGCCUCCACGGCGUGCAGCGGCACCACGUGGGCCUCUGCGACCGCAGCCACGUGGCGGCCGGGCAGUGGCAGCUGUGACGUCAUCAGCCGCCGCUCGGACGCGGAGGACUG
Molecule: messenger RNA, 1007 nt
Organism: Entelurus aequoreus (snake pipefish)
Lineage: Eukaryota; Metazoa; Chordata; Actinopteri; Syngnathiformes; Syngnathidae
Gene: pax9
Product: paired box 9
Exons: 3
Coding region: 174-974 (266 amino acids)
Biological process (GO): anatomical structure development; regulation of transcription by RNA polymerase II
Molecular function (GO): DNA-binding transcription factor activity, RNA polymerase II-specific; RNA polymerase II cis-regulatory region sequence-specific DNA binding
Source: RefSeq, a predicted model, not a curated record